Molecule: messenger RNA, 1158 nt
Organism: Ricinus communis (castor bean)
Lineage: Eukaryota; Viridiplantae; Streptophyta; Magnoliopsida; Malpighiales; Euphorbiaceae
Product: expansin-A8
Exons: 3
Coding region: 114-884 (256 amino acids)
Biological process (GO): plant-type cell wall organization
Cellular component (GO): extracellular region
Source: RefSeq, a predicted model, not a curated record
CUCCUCAUGCCUUUGACAACAAACUCAAGUUGGCAAAUUGCACCUGCCCUUGCAUAAUAAGGUCCUUUAGCUGUCCUCUAGCUAGUAUUGGGAAAAAGUUAGCAACUUUAGCAAUGGCAUCUCAUCAAACAUUUUCUUCACCAUCUCUUCUUCUUCUCUGUAGUUGCUUAUUUGGCUUACAACUCAGUGGCAUUUUAGCUGAUUAUGGAGGAUGGCAAGGUGGUCACGCCACCUUCUAUGGCGGUGGUGAUGCAUCUGGCACAAUGGGAGGAGCAUGUGGAUAUGGGAAUUUGUAUAGCCAAGGGUAUGGAACAAACACUGCAGCGUUAAGCACAGCACUGUUCGACAAUGGGUUGAGCUGUGGUGCUUGUUAUGAAAUGAAGUGCACUGAUGAUCCCAAAUGGUGUCUCCCUGGAACCAUUACAGUUACUGCUACUAACUUCUGCCCACCAAAUCCUGCUCUGCCCAAUAACAACGGCGGUUGGUGCAAUCCUCCUCUCCAACAUUUCGAUAUGGCUGAGCCUGCUUUCCUUCAAAUCGCCCAAUACCGUGCUGGAAUUGUGCCUGUCUCCUUCAGAAGGGUGCCAUGUGUCAAGAAGGGAGGAAUAAGAUUCACCAUCAAUGGUCACUCCUACUUCAACUUGGUAUUGAUAACCAACGUCGCGGGUGCAGGAGAUGUUCGUGCAGUUUCAAUCAAAGGGUCUAAAACAGGGUGGCAACCAAUGUCAAGAAACUGGGGGCAAAACUGGCAGAGUAACUCUUAUCUGAAUGGUCAAAGUCUAUCCUUUCAAGUCACUGCCAGUGAUGGUAGAACUCUCACAAGCUAUGACGUGGCGCCUUCUGGUUGGCAGUUUGGUCAGACCUUUGAAGGAAGCCAAUUUUGACUUCCUAUAUUUUUUCUUAUAUUUUUUAUUGAGUCUAAAAUUUGUAUAUUUAUUUAUCUUAGCUUCUUUACGUAGAAGAAGGGAAAAAAGAAAAGAAAGAAAGAAGCAAAGUAAUUAAAGUGUUUAUUUAUAGUUUGAGGCUUGAAUCUCUGGCCUUAUAGAAAAGCUGAGGUUGCUAAAGUAGCACCCGCUUGGGCCUUCCACAUUGAAAAAUAUAUAGUAUUUGUAUUUGAGCAAAGUAUUUAUCUCAAUCAAUCAAUAGUCAUUUAUAUUA